Molecule: messenger RNA, 1251 nt
Organism: Homalodisca vitripennis (glassy-winged sharpshooter)
Lineage: Eukaryota; Metazoa; Arthropoda; Insecta; Hemiptera; Cicadellidae
Exons: 1
Coding region: 1-1251 (416 amino acids)
Source: RefSeq, a predicted model, not a curated record
AUGGAAGAGUUCUACGCCAAGGGAUCUGGUUGGACCUUGCACAAAAUCCUCCACCUCGAGUUACGAAUUAAUCGUUACGUUCCACUCAGAGGCUCCAGUUACGUGGAACUACACGAAAAGGUUUCAGCUAAGAAAGCAAUCGUAAAUAUAAAGAACACUGAUCAGAAAUGUUUCGUGUGGUCAAUCUUAGCCGCGUUGCAUCCCAAGGGGUGGCAAGCGAAGCCUGAGCGUAUCCACCACUAUCAACCUUUUGAGCACGAAUUAGACGUACAUUUGGACGGUAUCACUUUUCCUGUGAGUCUCGACCACGUCAAGCUGUUUGAAAAGCGAUCUGGAAUAUCCGUCAACGUGUACUCUUACGACGAGAAACUGGUCGUCUAUCCGCUGUACGUGACACGAGAAGAAAAAGACACACACGUUGACUUGCUGUAUAUUAGAGAUCAAAACAACUCUCACUACUGCCUCAUCAAAGAUCUCAGCCGAUUAGUACGUUCACAACUUUCAAAGCACACGACUAGAACCUGGCUCUGCAAGCGCUGCCUCAUGCAUUACGGAACCGAGGAACUACUGAUCAAACACAAAGAAGACUGCAGCGAACACGAGGCGGUGAAAAUACUGACACCGAAAGAAGGCUCCACAAUUCAGUUUAAGGACUUCAAACACGCGAUGAGAGUUCCGUUCGUGGCUUACGCUGACUUUGAGUGUAUGCUGACUCCCGUAGCCAGCAGCAGACGGGAUCCCGAUGCACAAAGUUCUUACACUGAAAAGUAUCAGAAACACGAAGCAGUUAGUUUCUCGUACUACUUCGUGUACUCUGACGGUGAUUACAAACCGCCCACAACGUAUUUCGGAACUGACGCUGCACAAGUGUUCGUGGAAAGCAUCAUGAACGAUGCCAGGGAAAUAUUCCAACUUUACUCAAGAGCUGCUGCUCUACCGAUGGAGCUGACUCAAGACGAUUUACACGCAAUAGCCAACGCUCGGCAGUGUCACAUCUGUGGCAAGUCUUCCAACGAUCCCAACGAUUAUGAAGUUCGCGAUCACGACCAUCUGACGGGGAAAUUCAGAGGUAUGGCACACAACUCUUGCAACCUCAACUUUAAGAAACCACAUUUCCUGCCAGUGUUUGUUCACAACCUGAGCGGAUACGACACCCACCUGUUUAUCAAAAUGUUUGGGCUCAACAACGAGACCAUCAAAGUUAUUCCCAAUAACGAGGAACGUUACAUCUCGUACACCAUCGAGGUUUGA